AUGUGGAUUAUCAAGGCCUGCUCAGUCCUCGCCGCUGUCUGCACCGUAGCUGCUGACAGUGCCGGCCCCAAGAUUGACUUCUCCUCCACCACCGGUGCACCUCAGCAUCUCGCCGCAGGUAUUCUGUACGGCAUACCCGACAACACGAACCAGAUUCCAGACAGUCUUCUCUCUGGCUUCGGUUUUAACUAUUACCGAGGUGCAGGUGCCCAAGUCUCCCAUGGAUGGAGUUAUAAUGAGGCUAGCUUCCAGCAGCGCUUUACUAGCGCUCAUAACAACUACAUCGUCACGCGUCGUCACAAUGGUGGCUUUGUGUUGUUGCUGAAUGACCUCUGGGGCUUUGAUUGCUCCUCAAAUAACAAUACGUCACCGGGUCCAGGUGAUAAUGGCGAUUGGUCGUCUUAUGACAAAUUCGUCCAGGCUAUUAUUGCAAAUGUCAAGAAAUACAACAUGCAGGAAGGUCUGGUCAUUGAUAUAUGGAACGAGCCAGAGGGGAGCUGCUUCUGGGGCCGGAGCAUUGACCAGUGGCUUCAGAUGUGGGGUCGCGGCUGGCAUCAAUUCAAUGAUGCUUUUGGGAAGAACGUGUUGACGUCCGGACCAACUCUCGCCAACCAACCAGGAACAACCAAUUCCUGGUGGACACAAUGGGCUCAAUUCGUCAAGAACAAUAAUUCCAUCCCCGACCAAUAUGUAUGGCACGAGGAGGGUGGUUCAGGCUCCAACUUCGAGUACAGCUACGGCGUCUUGCAACAGAUACUCACUAAAUACGGUCUUCCCCAACGCCAAAUCAACAUCAACGAGUACGCCACGUUCAACGAGCAAGUCCCCGCCGGAUCCGCAUUCUGGAUCUCUCAGCUCGAACGCCGUAAUGCUAUCGGUCUUCGUGGCAAUUGGCUAGGAGGCACACAGCUUCACGACUUGGCUGCCAGUCUUCUCUCCAAGCCUAAUCCCUCGAACUACGCUUCUACAGGGUACUUUGUCAACGGAGACUGGUGGGUGUAUAAUUACUACUCACACAACAUGACGGGCCAGCGCGUUUCGACUUCUGUGUCUUCUGAUGGUCGGCUUGAUGCUUAUGCGAUGGUGGAUACUACAGCGCGCACCGCUAGAGUAUUGCUUGGCUGCCAUCCGCCUACCACCGGUACUUAUGAUGUGACAUUCUCCGGCUUGGCAAAGUUGGGUCUCCCGUCUUCUGGAACGCUUCAGGUCAGGACCUGGAAAUUCGCUGUGGGCAGUGAUGUGCACUACAGCCGGAUGGGCCCUCCUCAGGAUUUGGGUAACUAUGGUCACACUAUUAGCAACGGUCAGAAAACAAGGGGUAUCGUUGAAAGAUGGUAUCAAAGAGCUGUCGACUUGGCAUCUGUCAAGACACUCCUGCAGAGGGACGAGACGGACUUCGCAACAUACCCUGAGCUCAAAUGGGAUGCUCAUGUCCGACAUGGCUCCUCUCUACAUCAUGAAGAAAAAAAGUUCAUUGGGCUUCGGAAGUUGAGAAUUUCAUCACAAGGAGAAGAUUCGUUACAUCGCUUCCUAGACCUCUCACCUGAUGAGAAGGUUGACCUCAGAGAUGUCCCGCUCAUCGCGCUGGGCGGCUCAGGUGGGGGUUACAAGGUGAUGUACGGAUUUGCCGGGUUCAUUUCAGCUGCCAAGAAGCAUGGACUAUGGGAUUGUAUCACCUGGACUGCCGGCGUUAGUGGAAGUUGUUGGACUCUUGCGGCUUACUAUACCAUCGCUCGACAUGACAUACAACGGUUGAUCGAUCAUUAUCUCACAGUGGCUAGUGAGCUUGCGCACCCUAUGAGUAUCCACGCCCUGAAUAUGGUUGCACGAAGCAAGAGAGGCGUCUACUUUCUGAUAGGCCCUCUGGUCAGUAAAGCGCAGAAGAGCAUCAUUGGGCUGGGGAUCAUGGAUCUUUACUCGACUCUUACGGCAACAUAUCAACUGCUGUCAAGAGAGCCAAAGGGAAGACUGAGCAGAGCGACAUUUCAGUGGUCCAAGAUCUGGCAUCGAUCGGGUAUCGAUAAGGGACUGGAGCCAAUGCCGCUUCUCGCAGCCGUGAGGCGCGUGCCGAAGUAUUCAUAUGAGCCAAAGACAAUCUCCGCCAAGGCCAGGGAUGUCAAGAAACAGCCAACAUCUCGACAGCUUGACACUGUCGAAGGAAAUAAUCAAGCAAAUUCAACAGUAUCUCUGAACAGACGGUCUAAAAAGCUCUUCCAGUAUUUCGAAAUCUCACCUCUCGAAGUCGGUAGUCCAGACCUCAACCGUUACGUCCCAACUUGGGCAUGGGGGCGAACCUUCAUUUCUGGGUAUUCCGUGGAUCGUCGUCCUGAGCAGUCCUUCUCGCUCUUGCUGGGCCAGUGUACCAGUGCUCCAGCGGGUCCUUUGGCAGAGUGCAUCAAAGCUCUCUUGGUCACCAUACCCAAGAACACAAUGGUGGCACGCUUGGUCACCCUCUUCAAUAACUUACUCCAGUCGAAGCACUUUGAGAGCUUUUGGGGAAAUCCCAUUCGUGCGGGCCACGACCCGAAUCCUUUUUAUGGACUUGAAAGACCUGUAGGAAUGCGAGAGCACACCUCGGAGCACUCUAUGUACCUGUCGCGGGUGCCUCAUCAGCAUCACAGAGGGAUACACAGCAGCGACAAAUCCUUUUCCGAUCCUGUAGCCUUGCAGUCGCAUUCAUUCCCGCCGUGGGAAGCACAAGGACGUACAAGGCUCAUGGACUCAGGCAUGGCCAAUAAUCUUCCCAAUCAUAUCCUCGCUCGGCCAGAACGGGGUGUCGACGUUUUCCUAUCUUUCGAUGCAUCUUCAGAUAUCCAUACCGGAGCAGCUGUUCAGCGGCUUCACCACUUCGCCGCCGACUUUGACAUUGAGCUGAGAGAUGUGACGCAGGAGUUCCACAACCCACAGCGGAAUAAAGUCUUAUCUUCAAGUCACGCGUCGGAAGUCGAAUCUCGAUACAUAGAUCACUACGCCAGAGUCUUCUAUGGAAGAAGACAGAGUGGGCAAGAUAUGUACAUUAUUUACUGCCCGCUCCUGCCCAAUGCCUUGAACCCGGAUUACAACCCUACGGUAAACUGCGUCGUUUUCGACAUCGACGAACCUCAUGUGGACGCCUGAU
Fusarium oxysporum Fo47 is the source of this 3118-nucleotide messenger RNA. Its product is annotated as acyl transferase/acyl hydrolase/lysophospholipase. The coding region runs from base 1 to 3117 and encodes 1038 amino acids. Gene Ontology annotation, molecular function: A2-type glycerophospholipase activity. Gene Ontology annotation, biological process: glycerophospholipid catabolic process. Lineage: Eukaryota; Fungi; Ascomycota; Sordariomycetes; Hypocreales; Nectriaceae. The transcript is spliced from 4 exons. Gene Ontology annotation, cellular component: cytosol. The record is from RefSeq and is a predicted model, not a curated record.